GAUCGGGCGAUGGCGGCUGCUGGUGUGUCGUGCCUAGGGUGUCCUUGCUCGGAAAGAAGCGGACGCCUCAGUCUCCAGAGCAGUGCGAAGGAGAAGCGUGUUGCCUGCGUGCGGCGGUAUAGCGCCGGGUUGGUGAAGAAUAGAAAAAGUCUUGAAAAUGUUGUCCAGACUCUUUCGAAUGCAUGGCCUUUUUGUAGCCUCUCAUCCAUGGGAAGUCAUUGUGGGAACAGUGACUCUCACCAUCUGUAUGAUGUCCAUGAAGAUGUUCACUGGCAAUGACAAGAUCUGUGGCUGGAAUUAUAAGUGCCCCAAACUUGAGGAAGAUGUUCUGAGCAGUGACAUCAUCAUCCUGACAAUCACACGCUGUAUAGCAAUCCUUUAUAUAUAUUUCCAGUUCCAGAACUUAAGGCAGCUUGGAUCAAAAUACAUUUUAGGCAUUGCUGGUCUCUUUACAAUCUUUUCAAGUUUUGUUUUUAGUACAGUGGUAAUUCACUUCUUGGAUAAAGAACUGACAGGUUUAAAUGAAGCUUUACCAUUCUUUCUGCUUCUGAUUGAUCUCUCAAGAGCAAGUGCAUUAGCCAAAUUUGCUCUCAGUUCCAACUCACAGGAUGAAGUAAGAGAAAAUAUUUCACGUGGAAUGGCAAUUUUAGGCCCUACAUUUACGCUGGAUGCACUCGUGGAGUGCCUUGUAAUUGGUGUUGGUACUAUGUCAGGUGUACGACAGCUUGAGAUUAUGUGCUGCUUUGGCUGUAUGUCUGUGCUCGCCAACUACUUUGUCUUCAUGACCUUCUUUCCAGCUUGUGUGUCCUUGGUAUUGGAGCUUUCGAGAGAGAGUCGCGAGGGACGCCCUAUAUGGCAGCUUAGCCAUUUUGCUCGUGUCCUGGAAGAAGAAGAAAACAAACCAAAUCCUGUAACACAGAGGGUCAAAAUGAUUAUGUCUCUGGGUUUGGUUCUUGUUCACGCCCACAGUCGUUGGAUAGCAGAACCAACUGCUCAGAACAGCACUGUAGAAAAUUCAGUGGGAUUGGAUGAGAAUGCACCAAAGAGAAUUGAACCUAAUGUUUCAUUAUGGCAGUUCUACCUUUCUCGAAUGGCCAGUAUGGAUAUUGAACAAGUAAUCACUCUUGGAUUAGCCCUUCUUCUUGCUGUCAAAUAUAUUUUCUUUGAGCAAGCAGAAACUGAGUCCACACUCUCACUGAAGAACCCUAUAACGUCUCCGGUGAUGGUCCAGAAAAAAGUCACUGACAAUUGCUGCAGGAAGGAAUCAGUACUUACGAGAAACAACCAUAAAUCUAAUGCAGUAGAAGAAGUUUUAGUUCCCAAGGAUGGAAAUGCAGAAGUCAUAAAACCUGUAUUAACAGAGUCAUCCACAAAAGCUACAUUUGUAGUUGGCAAUUGCAGCCCUGUUGAAACACCUUCAUUUCCUAAUGGAAAACAGGAAGAAAUGGAGUUGCCUGCUGAGCCACGUUCUAUUGAGGAAUGUGUUUGUAUACUUCAAAAUGCAGAGAAAGGAGCCAAAUUUCUUACUGAUGCUGAGGUUAUAAGCUUAGUUAAUGCUAAGCACAUUCCUUCAUACAAAUUGGAAACCCUGAUGGAAACUCAGGAGCGAGGUGUGUCCAUUCGCCGGCAGAUGUUAUCUACGAAACUCCCUAAUCCUUCAUCUUUGCAGUAUCUUCCUUACAGGAAUUAUAAUUAUUCCUUGGUUAUGGGAGCUUGCUGUGAAAACGUGAUUGGAUAUAUGCCUAUUCCUGUAGGCAUAGCAGGACCACUAUUUUUGGAUAACAAAGAGUUUCAGGUGCCAAUGGCAACAACAGAAGGAUGUCUGGUAGCAAGCACAAACAGAGGAUGCAGAGCAAUAUGUCUUGGUGGAGGAGCAAGUAGCUGUAUUCUCGCAGAUGGAAUGACUCGAGGACCUGUUGUAAGGAUGCCCACUGCUUGCCAGGCUGCAGAAGUGAAAGUCUGGCUUGAAAGCCCUGAAGGCUUUAAAACAAUGAAGGAAGCUUUUGACAGCACAAGCAGGUUUGCCCGCUUACAAAAACUUCUCAUCAGUUUGGCUGGUCGUAACCUUUAUAUACGUUUCCAGUCUGGAACAGGGGAUGCAAUGGGAAUGAAUAUGAUUUCAAAAGGUACUGAAAAAGCACUGGCAAGGUUAAGUGAAGAGUUUCCUGAUCUUCAGGUUAUAGCUAUUAGUGGUAACUAUUGUACAGACAAAAAGCCUGCUGCUAUAAAUUGGAUAGAAGGCAGAGGAAAGUCUGUUGUCUGUGAAGCAGUCAUACCAGCCAAAGUUGUUAGAGAAGUAUUGAAGACAACUACAGAAGACAUAGUUGAAGUCAACAUAAACAAAAACCUGGUGGGUUCUGCAAUGGCUGGUAGCAUAGGUGGCUACAAUGCACAUGCGGCCAACAUUGUGACAGCUAUCUACAUUGCCUGUGGUCAGGACGCUGCACAGAACGUGGGCAGCUCUAAUUGCAUCACUUUGAUGGAGCGAACUGGUACCACCAACGAAGACCUCUACAUCAGCUGCACGAUGCCUUCUAUAGAAGUAGGAACUGUUGGUGGAGGCACUAACUUGCUUCCACAGCAGGCCUGUUUGCAGAUGUUAGGGGUGCAAGGUGCCAGCCAAGAUAACCCUGGUGAAAAUGCCCGUCAGCUUGCUAAGAUUGUUUGUGCUACAGUGAUGGCAGGGGAAUUGUCAUUAAUGGCAGCUCUUGCAGCUGGACAUCUAGUCAAGAGCCACAUGAUCCACAACAGGUCAAAAAUAAAUCUACAAGACCUUCAAGGAACCUGCACUAAGAAAGUGGCUUGAAUUGAAUGCUAAAUCGGCUUUGAAAUGAAGAAUUGUUGUAGCAGCUCACUGCGUGCACAGGAGAAUAAACCAAAAUCUGUGAAGUUUAGAAUGAAAAUUACCUUCAACAAAAUGAUGUCUGUGUAAGAUAAACAGAGUUCCACAGACUUCUGUGAUCCUAAUUAGACCUCCAACCUUCCUCAGUGGUUGGAGAUGGCUACAUGAAAAGAGUCUUGUCAGAUGUCUUGAGCAUGGCUUUGGAAUUCAUACUCUUACACAGCAUUUUCUAAAGGGUCAGUCUUCUGUUCUUCACAAGUUGAUACUAUUUUGAUAACACAGCUCCUGGUUACUAACAAGCUGAAAAGUGAUGUCACACACUUUGUAUAUCUGGAAAAAAAAAAAGGAAGUCAAUACAACAACAAAAAAUUGGUCUAAACUUGGAUUGAAUGCACUGGUCUUUGCCAUCUUUUAUUUUCUAGUUAGGCAUGUGUUUUAAAGUGAUGGCAAGCUUAAUCACUUUCCUUCAUCUCCCAGAUUAAUUUUGUUCUCAUGUAAAAUUUAGGUUCUGAGUUACAAGAAAAUUGUAUUGAAUCAUUAAUCUUAGAGAAAUCUCUAUAUAGUACUUAAUUUGCUGCUCUUCCAGCUAAGCAACACUCAAUGUUUUAACAUCACAGUUUAGGUUAUUCCUAUAUGGAAAACUUACUACCUAUAAAGUUCCGAAUGCUAAAUGUAAUCUGUACUGAAGUAGGGAAAAACAGUGUCUUUAGGUGUUUCAUUAUUUUGUUCCAGUAGAAAAAGUAGAUUUUGAAACAAGUAACUCUAAAAACGGUCAUGUGUCAGAGAGGUUAGUAACUUAACAAAUGCAGGUUCCCAAAUCUUUUCUUUUUGAUAGGAGUGCAUUCAAACAACAGGAGUCAAGAACAGAUGUUUACACUUCUUUUAAAAGAUGUUUCUUAAGGUACAGUGUGUUUGUUUAGUCCUAACUAUUCUAUUUUUUUAAGUGUUGGACACUUACUCCCCAGGAGUAGGCCUACAUCCGCUGCUUAAGCUGAGAAAAAGCAAAGCCAGAAAAUCACACUGUUCUUUUAACUUUUUUUUUUAAUUAUUAUUUCUUUCAAACUUUUUGAAGGGGGAUUAUUUAUUGGAAAAAGAAAUGUUAAUUCUUUUUUCAAUGAAAAGUACUUUAUUGUGAAAUGACAUGUUACUGCAACAAGGAGUUUUGUAUUAAAAUUCUGUACUUGGACCAGUGAGUCAGUCUCAGGUGUUUUAAUGUAAUACAGAAAUCUCAGAUGUAUUCUGAUUUGAUUUGCCUCUAGAAAUAUUGCUAAACACAUCACCCUGCCUAGGUAAUUACAGGAGGAAAAUGUUAGUGUGCUCGAUAAUGGGGAUGUAUUUUCUUUUGUUUAGGUUGAUUUGUUUGGGAUUUUUGGGGGGGGAUAUGACUGAUUGGAUUGGGUUUCUUGCAGGAAUGCAGUGGCACUCCUAAAGGGGUGACUUGCAGAGGUGCUCUUCUCAUGGGCAAACUUGAUCUAAAUCAUGAUGGGUUGUUUGUAGUACGUCAAUGCAUUACUACCGCUGUAAUGAGUUUAUAAAGCUAAGGUACAAGCAUGAAGACAUACUACAUGACAGAUUAUGUUACGAUAGCAUGUAAAUACCAUGGAUGUUUAUCUUUCUGCAGUAUUGUUGCUAAUAGCUACUAUUUUAUUUAAGCAAAUUUGGAACUACUUUAUGUUCAUUCAGUGAUCUUAUUUAAAGUAACACUGUUCUAGCAAUAAACUGUGGUUCAGUGUUCGUUUUGGUGGGUUUAACUGACAUUCUGUCUUGCAGAAUUAACAUUUUGUAUUAUUACUAAAUUGUGUACAUUUUGGUACAGAACUACUUUUUCAGUUUCAGUAAAACAAUGACAAAUGUA
Pogoniulus pusillus (Red-fronted tinkerbird) is the source of this 4697-nucleotide messenger RNA. It is a transcript of the gene HMGCR, whose product is annotated as 3-hydroxy-3-methylglutaryl-CoA reductase. Gene Ontology annotation, cellular component: endoplasmic reticulum membrane; peroxisomal membrane. The transcript is spliced from 20 exons. Gene Ontology annotation, biological process: sterol biosynthetic process; isoprenoid biosynthetic process; coenzyme A metabolic process. The coding region runs from base 158 to 2806 and encodes 882 amino acids. Gene Ontology annotation, molecular function: NADP binding; protein binding; hydroxymethylglutaryl-CoA reductase (NADPH) activity. Lineage: Eukaryota; Metazoa; Chordata; Aves; Piciformes; Lybiidae. The record is from RefSeq and is a predicted model, not a curated record.